AACGAUUUAGUUAGUUACUGGCCACUUUGCAGACUCGUCGGUCCACCUCAUCCAUCGUCUGUCCGCCCACCGUCCCGUACCGUCCUACGUACAUCACCCGCGUUUACUCCCGCGCGCCCUCGAAGAGCUGCGUCCCGACUACGGCCCUGAUAUCCUCCUAGUCCCGCAUCGCAUCAGCGCGCGCGUGCUGGCUUGCCAUUACCGUAGGGGGGCCUGACGACGUGCUGCCACGUGCAGGAGCCAAAACUCCGCAGCCAAGGCCUCGCACCUCAUCAACCACCCUCACUGACGGCACCAAACGCACCACGCCGCCCGCCCUCGCUCGAAAAAAAUAACACGACCGUUGGACGGCCUUCGACAUCACAGCACGCCGCGGCGUCGAUAGCCCUCCGACGACACCCCCUCAACCCAAAACGACUGCAUGCUAUCCCGCGGCUAAAAAGUUCCAUCGUCCGUCCUCGAUGCCGAGCGCCACAGCGUCCGGCGCCAGCACCGGCGGCGACUCGUCGUCGGCGCGAUCCCGCGACCACAAGCAGGGCAAUCAGAACCGCACCUUCACCGUCGAGCAAAAGGAGGCCGUGCUGCGCAUCCGGAGAUGCGGCGCCACCGCCUUCUAUGACAUCCUCGGCCUCGAGUCGGUCAAGACGACGUGCACCGACGCGGACAUCAAAAAAGCCUACCGCAAGCAGUCCCUGCUCACCCACCCAGACAAGAACGGCCACGAACACGCCGAUGAGGCCUUCAAGAUGGUCAGCCGCGCGUUCGGCAUCCUCGGCGACAAGGAGAAGCGCGACAAGUACGACCGCUUCGGCGGCGACCCGGACAGCCGCUUCCAGAGCGCCCAGGCCCAGAACCCCUUUUCCGGGUUCGCCAGGAGGGCGCCCUCGGGCGGUAUGGGCGGCAGAGGCGGCGGCGGCGGUGGCGGCAUGUGGGACGAGGAGGUCAGCCCGGAGGAGAUGUUUGCGCGCUUCUUUGGCGGUGGCGGAGGGCCGUUUGGGGGACCACAGUUUGUGUUCAACUUUGGGGGCGGGCCGGGCAUCCGAGUGCACCAGUUCGGCGGCGCCCGGCCGCGGCGGCGACCACGCGAGGCACAGGACGGCCAGCAACAGCAGCAGCAAAACGGCGGGCUGCAGAACCUCAUCGGGCUGCUGCCCAUACUCUUCUUCUUCAUCCUGCCGCUGCUUUCGUCGCUCUUCUCGGGCUCGUCGUCGGGGUCGGCGACGCCGCGCAUGGUGUACGACAACCCGCAGGCGCCGUAUACGCACGGGCGCGUGACGCCCGAGCUCAAGGUGCACUACUUUGUCAACCCUGGGGACGUGGCGUCGUAUAGCAAGUCGAAGCUCAGCCAGCUCGACCGCACGGCCGAGAACAACCUAGUUCGGCACCUGGGCAACGAGUGCGGCAACGAGCGCAUGUACCAGCGGCGGCUGCGCGAGGACGCCAUGGGCUGGUUCUACCAGGACCCGGACAAGAUGGCCAAGGCAAACGCGUACAAGAUGCCGUCGUGCGAGAGGCUCGAGAAGAUGGGCAUCCCGACGCGGUGACGCAGCGCUGCGGCUGCCCUUCUGUGGUUGAUGACGACGAUGACGAGGACGGGGAGGGGCUGGGUCAGAGGAGCGCCAGAGGGAUGCCUGUGUGCGUCUGCUUCUUGUUGAUGUUGUUGUUGGUAUCACUGUUGUCGUUGUAAGAGGGACGAUGGGCCUGGAGUCGGCGUUUUUCUUACUUUUUUUAAAGUGUCCCCCUACUAGCCGAGCCUUGGUCCCCGACGCAUGGCAAGAAGCACUGCAUAGCAAUGACAUGGCAUAAUUACCGACGUUGAGUGCGUUUCUGUAUUUGUCUCUUGGGUCAUUCAACGUUGAUGGCGAUGAGUGAUAUGGGUCAUAGGCGUAGUCGCAGUAAUGUGGCGCCCAGACGACAUGUCACGGCGUCGUUGCCGUAUAUGCCACAUGGUCCAUGGCUUCACAUGUAGGUCGAUCCUUCGUAUGCAUAAUUUCUCGUAGAUGGCUUGUAUAUCCGGU
Molecule: messenger RNA, 2018 nt
Organism: Purpureocillium takamizusanense
Lineage: Eukaryota; Fungi; Ascomycota; Sordariomycetes; Hypocreales; Ophiocordycipitaceae
Gene: HLJ1
Product: Chaperone protein dnaJ
Exons: 2
Coding region: 462-1544 (360 amino acids)
Biological process (GO): cellular response to misfolded protein
Cellular component (GO): endoplasmic reticulum membrane
Molecular function (GO): Hsp70 protein binding
Source: RefSeq, a predicted model, not a curated record